UUAAAAAAUUAUAGAGGUCGUCCCCUCAAAUAUACACACAACCCACUAUUUAAAACCAUACUUUGUAUCGGUGGUCUUUCAUCCUCUCGGUUAACGUCGUCAGUCAAGUAGCGUAUCCACAGAUCAGUUUAAACAAAUGACAGGAGCCAAGAUUGUUGGUGCUUUAGCCGGAUCAUUUGCACUAGCCUUCGCCUGCGAUUAUGUUAUUGCAGACAAGAAGAUUUUUGGAGGCACAACCCCCUCUACAGUUUCCAACAAGGAGUGGUGGGAAGAGACUGACAAGAAGUUUCAGGCGUGGCCUCGCACCGCUGGUCCUCCAGUUGUCAUGAAUCCCAUCAGUCGCCAGAAUUUCAUUGUCAAGUCCAAAGCUGAAUCCUAGACAAACACUGUAAGUCUGCAACCCUGUUUCUAAUAAUCCAACUUUAAGCCUCAGGUGAAGGUUGUCGUUUUGUUUAUGUUUCCGUAACUUUCAUGGAUGACUGUUUUGUAGACUCGACCUUAUGCUGCUGGUUUGUUAUUUUGCUCUUGUUUCUAUCGAACAUUUCGUCUUCUGUUGCGUGUUUAAUUUUUGAAAAUGUUGGGUUUUGAUGUGGAAAA
Molecule: messenger RNA, 597 nt
Organism: Helianthus annuus (common sunflower)
Lineage: Eukaryota; Viridiplantae; Streptophyta; Magnoliopsida; Asterales; Asteraceae
Exons: 2
Coding region: 137-379 (80 amino acids)
Source: RefSeq, a predicted model, not a curated record